AUGAAGCUUUAUAUCGGGUUUACAUUGCUGUUCGGUACCAGCCUCACACUGGCCCAAGGUCUUCCCGAUGUGCCCACCUGCUCUCUACAAUGUUUCCUCAACGCCAUGUCCAGUGACGGCUGCCCCUCUCUCACCGAUUUUGCCUGCCACUGCCGCGAGCCCGCCCUUGUCGAACAAGUGACUCCCUGCGUCGAACAAGCUUGCAGCGAACCAGACCAGUCCUCCGUCUCCAACGUUGUGAUGACCGCAUGCUCCAGCGCCGGCGUUCCUAUCUCCAUCCCGCCAGUCGGCGCAACUACAGCUACAACUACAGGAGAUGGCCCAACCACGACAGGUGAAAGUGCCACGCCCAGUUCGGUCAACCCCUCUGGGCCUCUCAUGACGCCUUCCACUUCGACUGAUACGACUACUCCGAUGUCGUCGCCGAGUACCCCUGGUGUCUCGAGCCAGCUGAUCCCGUCUGAUCCGGCUGCUACCUCGUCGCAGUUUCUCGGGGGCGCUGGGUCUUUCCGCGCUGGAGGGAAGUUGGCUGGAGCUGCGGCAGCUAUUGCGGCUGGGUAUCUGAUGUGA
Molecule: messenger RNA, 570 nt
Organism: Aspergillus mulundensis
Lineage: Eukaryota; Fungi; Ascomycota; Eurotiomycetes; Eurotiales; Aspergillaceae
Product: CFEM domain-containing protein
Exons: 3
Coding region: 1-570 (189 amino acids)
Source: RefSeq, a predicted model, not a curated record